This is a messenger RNA of Coregonus clupeaformis (lake whitefish), 2051 nucleotides long. RefSeq names its product potassium channel subfamily K member 9-like. The record is from RefSeq and is a predicted model, not a curated record. Bases 82 to 1533 code for a protein of 483 amino acids. NCBI's taxonomy places the organism in Eukaryota, Metazoa, Chordata, Actinopteri, Salmoniformes, Salmonidae. The transcript has 2 exons. Gene Ontology annotation, biological process: potassium ion transmembrane transport; stabilization of membrane potential. Gene Ontology annotation, cellular component: membrane. Gene Ontology annotation, molecular function: potassium ion leak channel activity.
ACUAGGAGUGCAUUUUGUUUGAAGAGGAAAAUAACACAAGGUACUGUACAUUACGGUCCAUUCACUUUGUCUUUUUUCUGUAUGCGCCUCCUUCCCACAUCACCACAGCUGUUGGAUUCUACGCCACAGUCAGAGGGGGCGAAAGAGGUGGCCCACAGCGUCUGCUCUCUCAGAGAUCCGGCUGAGUGUUUCGGCUCCGUGGGCUUGAAGAUGAAGAAGCAGAAUGUGCGGACCCUCUCUCUCAUCCUCUGCAUGUUUUCCUACCUGCUGGUGGGCGCCGCGGUGUUCGACGCGCUUGAAUCAGAGACGGAGAGCUCUCGCCGACGCAUCCUGGAGCUGAAGCGCACGGAGAUGAAGAAGAAGUACCGGUUCUCUGAGGACGACUACCGGGAGAUCGAGCGGGUGGUGCUGCAAGCGGAGCCCCACCACGCCGGGAGACAGUGGAAAUUCGCCGGGUCUUUCUACUUUGCCAUCACGGUCAUCACCACCAUUGGUUAUGGCCAUGCAGCUCCAGGCACAGAUGCAGGGAAGGUAUUUUGCAUGUUCUAUGCCAUUCUGGGCAUCCCUCUCACCCUGGUCAUGUUCCAGAGCCUGGGCGAGAGGAUGAACACGUUCGUCCGCUACCUCCUGUGCAGGGCCAAGCAGUGCCUGGGGUUACGGAGGACUGAGGUGUCCAUGGAGAACAUGGUCUCAGUGGGCUUCCUGUCCUGCAUCGGCACCCUGUGUGUCGGGGCAGCAGCCUUCUCCCACUACGAGGGCUGGACCUUCUUCCACGCCUACUACUACUGCUUUAUCACGCUCACCACCAUUGGGUUUGGGGACUUUGUGGCCCUGCAGAAGAAGGAGGACCUCCAGGAGAAGACGCCGUAUGUGGCCUUCAGCUUCAUGUACAUCCUGGUGGGGCUGACAGUGAUUGGAGCCUUCCUCAACCUGGUUGUGCUGCGCUUCCUCACCAUGAACACAGAGGACGAGAGGAGGGACGCCCAGGAGAGGGCCUCCAUCAAGAGGGAGAGGGGCCUGCUUACCAUGGGGCUCCAUGGAGGAGAAGGAGGAGGAGGACCAGAGCAGGGCAGAGGAGGGCUUGGGGACAGGGACAGGGACAGGGGGAGGGACAGGAUGGGGCAGAGCCGCAGUCACAGCAACCUUUUCCGGCCCAUGGAGGAGGGCACCAGCCGCACCAACCUCAUCACCUCCCCAGCGGAGGAGCAGGAGGAGAGGGACAGGGCCAGGGGUGCCCCCUGCAAGCAGAGGCUGCACUUACAACUGCACGGCACAGGCAGACUAAGGACAGAGUCCCCCCUGGGCUCCCUGUGCUCCUGUAUGUGCUACCGUCUGGGGGUGUGUGACAGCCCCCUGCCUUCCCGCAGCGAGCACCACGGGUGCCACAUUAACUCUGUCUACUACAGCUCCAUCUCCUACAGGACCCAGGGCUGCUCCCCCAGGGACAACACAGGACUCUCGUCUCCAGGGAGCACACUCUCGCCUCGGCACAGCUUCAAGGAGUACCCCCGCUCCCGGAGGAAGUCAGUGUAGCACCACGGUGGGACAGAAUCUUUGUUUGCACAGGUUGGAUUAAUACAGUAUUUCAUACAUAUAUUUUGAAUACACUACAGAGACAAGGUGUUGUAGUACACUACAGAUGCACACUCAUUAGAGGAGUAAUUGUUGUAAAUGAUUGGUAGAGGCAAUAGAAUCUGUUUUAUCACAGGAAUUUUUGAACCUAUUUUCCCUAAUCAGAUGAUUACAAUGCUGUAUGUAUUCUAAGGAUGCAGUUAAGUUGUUCUUUCAUUAUAGCCACUGGAGAUUUGUCUUGUGAAUCAAUUCACUUAGUAUUGUAAUACUCUGUUAGUAUUUUGUUUGUGCCCCAAUAGUUUUUUCUCCUGGAUAGUUUGAGUAUUAUCUGCAUUAUAUUUUUGUUGUUGCAUGCAAAUAAGAGUGAGAUGCAUGGUUAACAUGAUGCAUAUGGCAUGAUAAUUAUAUUAAGAAAAUAGUUGUAAUGAUGCAAAUGACUAUAUUUGGGUAUUAGGAUUGUUUUUUAAGUAGCUGACAUA